This is a messenger RNA of Cylicocyclus nassatus, 1254 nucleotides long. Lineage: Eukaryota; Metazoa; Nematoda; Chromadorea; Rhabditida; Strongylidae. The record is from the annotation of a GenBank genome assembly.
AUGCAUGCACCAGUCCGCAAAAUAUCACCAUUUUUCGAAAGCAAACCUUUGGAGCUGCCAGAGUUUCAAGAGAAAAAUAGCAUUUACUGGAGGUUGCGCGACAAUCUUCUUAGCCCUUCAAAUGCUUCAAAAUGGAUUGUCCUUAUGGAGAACGAAUACUCACCUGAACAGAUCGAGCUCUCAGCACAUAGUUCAAAACUUUGCGAGUCGAUAACAUUUGUAAAAGAGCAUAUGUCACGUUUUGAUGGCUGGCGUCUCGUUGUAGUCACGAAAGCACAUGAGAAUUGCACGCUUGCAAAAGAGAAUGUGCACUAUGUGAGGAGCGAAAGAGAAGAAGAUGAAGUUGAUAGGAAGGAGUUUUGGCUACAUGUAUGCAAUCAGAAAUGGGGCCAACUGGAUUUACGAUAUCGGCAAUGGCAUAACUCCAUCAGCACAUUUAAUUUCGAUUUCAACAGCUUUGUGGAUUUUAUGAUUCAGUGGCGAUGCAAAUACACAGUAAUGACUGAAUGCUUACUUGCUUUGGGCAAAGACUUUAGGUACCGAAAUUACUUCACAAAAAAGGACUAUCUGCACCUCGAAAUAUGGGUUGAUGCACUUGUAUCAAUCGGCUAUGAGUACCCUUUAAUGGAGCAAGAUGAGCAAACUUCUCAUGGAUAUCUCGACUGUAGGCAAGCCUACGUGAAUCUCACAUUUUCGCCAAAAGUAGACACUACAGUUCCAGAUGUCGGACUCGCUAAACAAAAAAUUGAGUAUUUAAGUGAUUUGGAAGAUUGGUGCGGAAGUGCGCUAGAACCAAACCAGACGAUAGACUCAACGUCCGUGAGUGAUCUGGACAUUGCGCACAGCAACAAUCCAGCAUUGUCGACAAAAAGAGAUUCGAUUCUCACUUAUCAGAACACCACAGAUGCUCUUGAUUACCUACUGGCAAGAAAUGGCGGUGAACCCAGCGACUUUUUUUACGUUCCAACUACGAAAAUUGACUUCUUCGUCGAUCUCAUGCGAAUCUUCUUUGAAGCUGGAGUGUUUGUAGAAAUUGCCGUGCUCAAAUAUCUUGCUGCAAUCGAGCACGUCGUGGCACCACAAGAGAAAGUGAUUGCUCGUCACGAGUUGGGUGGCGAUCCCUCAGCAAUCUACCACAGUGAUCUCAUCAUGUUGCAUCCAUUCAAACAGAGCUAUUUGAGAAAUCAAACCAUCAAGCAAGGGUACUGCACCACGGUAGUGCGAACAUUUAGAGAAAUGCUUUUGAAAGUAUGA